Messenger RNA from Lodderomyces jiufengensis, 2406 nucleotides. It is a transcript of the gene AXL2, whose product is annotated as Axl2p. Gene Ontology annotation, molecular function: calcium ion binding. The record is from RefSeq and is a predicted model, not a curated record. The transcript has a single exon. Gene Ontology annotation, cellular component: membrane. Lineage: Eukaryota; Fungi; Ascomycota; Pichiomycetes; Serinales; Debaryomycetaceae. Bases 1 to 2406 code for a protein of 801 amino acids.
AUGGGAUUUCCAUUUAAUGAACAAUUACCAAAUGUUGGACGAAUAAAUGAAGCAUACAGUUUUACAAUAGCAAAUACCACUUAUAAAUCAAAUACUUACGGACAAAUUUCAUAUAAAGCUACAAAUUUACCUACUUGGUUAUCUUUUGAUUCAAAUUCAAGAACUUUUACAGGUACUCCAAAAGAUAGUGAUGUCGGAGAAUUUCAAAUUACUUUACAAGGUACUGAUGAAAGUGAUCAAUCUACAAUGACAAAUAAUUAUACUAUGAUAGUUUCGAAUGAUACUGGAUUGCAUUUAAUUUCUCAAAAUAUAAUGAAUCAAGAAAUCUCAUCAUUUGGUAGAACUAAUGGUAAUAAUGGAUUAGUUGUUAAACCUGGUGAAAAUAUAAAUUUAAAAUUUAAUAAAGAUAUUUUUGAAAGUUAUUCAACAAGUGAUCGACCAAUUAUUGCUUAUUAUGGUAGAUCAGCUGAUCGUAGUUCAUUACCAAAUUGGUUAAAUUUUGAUGGUGAUAAUUUAAUUUUUUCAGGUACUGUACCUCAAGUGACUUCAGAAAAUGCUCCAUCAUUUGAAUAUGGUUUUACUUUUAUUGCAAGUGAUUAUUAUGGGUAUGCUGGUGCUUCCGGCAUAUUUAAAUUAGUUGUUGGUGGUCAUCAAUUAAACACAAAUUUGAAUCAAACUAUAAAAGUCAAUGGUACUUUUGAACAAGAAAUCGAUGAAAUUAUCCCAAUUUUAUCAAAUGUUUAUCUUGAUGAUGAAUUAAUCUCAAAAGAUAAUAUUUCUGAUGUUUACGGUAAUAAUUUACCAGAUUAUUUAAAAUUAGACGAAAAUGACUAUGCAAUUAUUGGUACUUUGCCAAAUAAGUCACAGGCAGAUAGUUUUUCAAUUACCGUCAGAGAUGUUUAUGGUAACACUGUUGAUAUUCCUUAUUCAUUUGAUACAAUUGGAUCAAUUUUUACAAUAAAUUCAUUGAAUGAUGUCAAUGCAACAAAGGGAGAAUGGUUUGAGUAUCAAAUAAUGAAUUCAAUUUUUACAAAUGUCAAUAAUACUGAUAUUCAAGUUAAAUAUGAUAAUUCAAAUUGGUUAGAUUAUCAUGACAAUAACAGAACAUUAAAUGGGUUAACUCCAAAAGAUUUUAAUGAAUUACAAGUUACAAUUGAAGGAUCAAUGGAUUCUGAAGAUGAAAGUAAAAGUUUUAAUAUAAAGGGAGUUAAUAAACAAGUUACAAGUUCAUCACUGAGCAGUAGUUCAAGCUCAACUGCAACUACAUCAUCAUCAUCAUCAUCUUCUGCAACAUCAACCUCACAAACAACAACAGAUUCCUCAGAAACUUCAAGUGCUUCUGGUGUUUCAAAAUCAAAUAAAAAUAGAGAUUUAGCAAUUGGUCUUGGUGUUGGUAUCCCUGGAUUUUUAAUACUUCUUGCAGCUAUAAUAUUAAUAUGUUGUUGUUGUAAAAGAAAAAGAAACAACAAAAAAGAUGAUGCUGAAAAGGGAACAGUAUCAACUUCUUCAGAUGAUGGUCAAGGUCCAGUUACAAAAGGUGGAGUAUUACCAAUGGAUCCAAAACAUGAAUCACAAGUUAAUUUAAUGAAAUUGGAAGGAUUAUCACCAAAUUCAUCAUCUUCAUCAUUAACUCAUGUUGAAUCUUCAAAUGAAUCAUAUUUUGAUACUCAAGAACAACCAAUGAAAAGUUGGAGAGCAAAUACAGAAUCUGAUGAUAUACAUCCAAGUGGAUUAUUAGGUAAUAAUAUGAGACAUAGUGAUGCAUCAAUGUCAACGGUUAACACAGAACAAUUAUUUUCAGUUAGAUUGGUUGAAGAUCAUUCAUUAAGAAACUCAGGAAUAUCAUCAUCAAAUUAUUUGAGUAAUCAAUCAUUAAAUGCCUUAUUAAGAAGAGAAAACUCGUUCAAUAUUCAAAGAUUAGAUUCAGAAGGAAAUAUAACUGAUUAUAAUACUUUAAACCCACUACAACAACUUCAAAAUUCAUCACCUGAAAAAUCAAGAUUAUCACAAUCACCAUCACAAUUAGAUAUAGUACCUGAAGAAAACCCAACCACUAACGAACAUCAUUAUUUAUUCAAUCAUCAAGAUCUUCAUAAUUCAAAUUCACCAUCAUCAAGUCCACUUAAAACAACAAAUUUCCAACCAUAUUCACCAAAACAAAACCAAGUAACUCAAAACCCCAAUUUAUCAUCAUUAUCAUUAGGUUCAAUAUCAAGUGAAAAAUUUAUAUAUGAUCAUAAAUUAAGAUCAAAUAAUUUGUCACCAACAAGACAAACAGAUCACAACGAUAAUGCAAAAUUAGUUGAUUUCACAAGAAAGGGAAGUUUAAGAGAUUCUGCUUAUGAACCUGAUUUUACUCAUCACGAAGAAAGUGCAAGUAUACAUCAUGGAUCAGAUAGUGAUUAA